AUGAUUUACAGGGCCAUCGUCGCCGCACUGGCCCUCAGCAGCCCGGCCUCCGCUCUGUGGCCCGUGCCGAAACACUCAUCGACCGGCAACGGCACGCUCUUCAUUGACCAGACGGUCCAGGUCACGUACAAUGGCGAACAGGUGCGGUGGACUCUUGAUGAUGAUGACGCCGGACUCCGGGACUAUGCUGAGACCAGGAUCGAUAACCAACAGGUGGCCUACACGGCCGGCUACGUGCCGCCCAGCGGGCCGCACUUCACCAGCCGCGACAUCGUCCAGGGCGGGCUCUCGCGCACCUUUGGCGCCAUCUUCCAGCAGGGCUUCGUGCCGUGGAUGCUGCGGGAGCGAGACUCGGACUUUGAGCCGGACCUUGAUGGGACGCGCAUCCGGACACUGCAGAUCAUUCAGACGCAGCACGACAGCCCGGACACCUUCAAGCCCCUGAGCGGCUCCGUGAAUGAGUCGUAUGCGCUGGACGUCGAUGCCAAGGGCCACGCCUCCCUCGUUGCGCCGUCGUCAACUGGUAUUCUUCGCGGCCUGGAAACGUUUUCGCAGCUCUUUUUCAAGCAUAGCUCUGGAACUGCCUGGUACACGCAGCUUGCGCCUGUCUCGAUUCGUGAUGAGCCCAAAUACCCUCACCGAGGUCUUCUGCUGGAUGUGGGCCGCCACUGGUUCGAAGUCUCUGACAUCAAGCGCACGAUCGAUGCCUUGUCCAUGAACAAGAUGAACGUGUUGCAUCUGCACGCAACUGAUACGCAGUCUUGGCCACUGGAGAUCCCCUCUCUGCCUUUGCUGGCCGAGAAGGGCGCCUAUCACAAGGGCCUGACUUAUUCUCCGAGUGAUAUCGCCAGCGUGCAGGAGUACGGUGUCCACCGAGGCGUCCAAGUGAUCGUGGAGAUUGACAUGCCGGGCCACGUUGGAAUCGACAAGGCGUAUCCGGGUCUCAGCAACGCAUAUGGCGUGAAUCCGUGGCAAUGGUACUGCGCACAGCCUCCCUGUGGAUCGUUCAAGCUGAACAACACCGACGUCGAGAAAUUCAUAGAUAAGCUGUUUGACGAUUUGCUUCCGCGCUUGUCGCCGUAUUCGGCCUAUUUCCACACCGGCGGUGACGAGUACAAGGCGAACAACUCGCUGCUUGAUCCGGCACUUCGCACGAACGAUGUUGAGAUUCUGCAGCCGAUGUUGCAGCGAUUCUUGGAUCACACACACAAGAAAGUGCGUGAGUUGGGACUGGUUCCCAUGGUCUGGGAGGAGAUGAUUCUGGACUGGAACGCGACUCUGGGGAAGGAUGUUGUUGCCCAGACGUGGCUCGGCCAAGGAGCGAUUCAGAAGCUCGCCGAGGCCGGACACAAGGUAAUUGACAGCAGCAACCAGUUCUACUACCUUGAUUGUGGUCGUGGAGAGUGGCUUGACUUUGCCAACGGCGCCCCCUUCAAUAACAACUACCCUUUCCUCGAUUGGUGCGACCCAACCAAAAACUGGAAGCUCAUGUACUCUCACGAUCCUACAGACGGUGUAUCCGACGAUCUCAAGAGCUUCGUCAUCGGCGGCGAAGUGGCCGUCUGGACAGAGACCAUUGACCCGACCAGCCUGGACACCAUCAUCUGGCCGCGAGCAGGAGCUGCAGCAGAGAUCUGGUGGUCGGGCAAGACGGAUGAGCACGGCGCAAAUCGAUCGCAGAUUGACGCGCGGCCAAGACUGUCAGAACAGCGGGAGCGGAUGCUGGCGAGGGGGGUGAGGGGGACGCCGAUUACACAGUUGUGGUGUAGUCAAGUUGAUGUUCACAACUGCGAGUCCGGGAAUUACUGA
Trichoderma citrinoviride is the source of this 1809-nucleotide messenger RNA. Its product is annotated as glycoside hydrolase family 20 protein. Gene Ontology annotation, biological process: carbohydrate metabolic process; glycosaminoglycan metabolic process. NCBI's taxonomy places the organism in Eukaryota, Fungi, Ascomycota, Sordariomycetes, Hypocreales, Hypocreaceae. Gene Ontology annotation, cellular component: membrane. Gene Ontology annotation, molecular function: beta-N-acetylhexosaminidase activity. The transcript has 2 exons. The coding region runs from base 1 to 1809 and encodes 602 amino acids. The record is from RefSeq and is a predicted model, not a curated record.